Messenger RNA from Hibiscus syriacus, 2491 nucleotides. Its product is annotated as receptor-like protein 52. Gene Ontology annotation, cellular component: plasma membrane. Gene Ontology annotation, molecular function: protein binding. The transcript has 10 exons. The coding region runs from base 139 to 2280 and encodes 713 amino acids. Lineage: Eukaryota; Viridiplantae; Streptophyta; Magnoliopsida; Malvales; Malvaceae. The record is from RefSeq and is a predicted model, not a curated record.
UUUUAAGCCUUCCAUUAUGUGUCGUGUAUUGUGGUUGGUGCCUUCUUAUCCAAAUUAUGACUCAAAGGAUACCCUCCCUAAAUCCAUCCUAUUUAAAGACACUCAACUGAAGCAUUAAACCCAGUUGUUUCUCUCUUCAUGAUUUGCAUUAUACCCACACCCAACCUUAUGGCAAAAACUCCCUUCCUCCCUCCUCUUAUGUUUCUGCUUUUAUUUGCAACCUUUAGUGCUACUUUCUCUGCCAACAUCACCACUGAUCAAUCUGCCCUUUUAGCCUUAAAAUCCCAUAUCACUCACGAUCCCCACAACUUCCUAGCAACCAACUGGUCCACUUCUACCUCUGUUUGCAAUUGGAUUGGUGUCACCUGUGGAUCCAGACACCACAGAGUCACAGCUCUGAACUUGUCAAGUAUGGAUCUCACAGGCACCAUCCCAUCUCAGUUGGGAAAUUUAUCUUUCCUUGCCUACCUCUACAUUCAUAACAAUAGUUUUCAUGGCUCUUUACCUAUUGAGUUAACUAAUUUGCAUCGGCUGAAAUAUUUGAACUUUGGUAACAACAGCUUCAGUGGAGAAAUCCCAUCAUGGUUUGGUUCCUUCGCUAAACUUCAAGGCUUGUUCUUGUACAGGAACAACUUCACUGGUGUUAUCCCAUCCACUCUUGGCAAUUUGUCAAAACUUGAAAUGUUGAGCUUGUACAGCAACAGUCUCCAAGGUCAUCUAUCAUCAGGAAUGUUUGACAACCUUUCUAAAUUACAAGGACUCGAUUUACAUGAAAAUCAAAUUUCUGGCAGGAUUCCAAAGAGUUUAUUCAAAUGCAAAGAGUUGACGUUUUUAUCAUUGUUUUCCAACUCUUUGCAGGGAAGUAUACCUUCAGAAAUUGGGAAUUUGACUAUGCUCGACAUUCUGUAUCUUAAUCAGAACAACCUCAAAGGCCAUCUAGAGUCAGAAAUAUUUGAUAACAUGUCUAAAUUGCAAGUAUUAAGCUUGAAUGGGAAUCAAAUUUCUGGUAGCAUUCCCAGUAGUUUAUACAAGUGCAAAGAGUUGAGGUAUUUAUCACUGUGGAACAAUUCUAUGGAAGGAAGUAUACCUAUAGAAAUCGGAAAUUUGACUAUGCUCCAAUCUUUGUUUCUUGGUUACAAUAACUUCAAAGGUACAAUUCCAUCGGUUAUCAAAAAUAUAAUUUCUCUAGAAAUGAUUGAUUUUUCGGUUAACAACUUCACGGGCCAAAUUCCUUCCUCGUUAUGCAAUUUGAGUUCUCUUGUGGCUCUCGAUUUAUCGAACAAUAGGUUGGAUGGAACAAUUUCGGAAUGUGUUGUAAAUUUUGCUGAAGGUUGCACCUUACAAAGUUUUGGAAUCGAAAACAACCAAGUCGAAGGGUCACUGCCACGAUCUUUAGGAAAUUUGGAUCAGUUACAAGUGCUUAACUUGAGAUCGAACAGAUUCUAUGGUAAGGUGGAUAGCUAUGAUGUUACCUUCACUCGUUUGCGUGUCAUUGAUCUCUCUCGUAAUAACUUCAGUGGCUACCUACCUGUAAAUUUUUUUGAAAAUUUGCAUGCCAUUAGAGAAGUGAAUGAAAAGAAAGUUAAACCAGAGUACAUGAUAGAUACAAUAGUUGGUGGAGUAUAUAUUGCGCCAGGUUUAUCUUUAACAACAAAAGGAUUGGAAACAGAGUUUGAGAAACUAUUAACCAUAUGGACAGCUAUUGACUUUUCCAGCAACCAAUUCUUCGGAGAAAUUCCCAAAACAAUUGGAGAGCUUCAUUCACUAAUUGUCCUAAAUCUCUCUCAUAAUUGUUUAACAGGUCCUAUCCCAUCAUCAUUAGGUGAAUUGUCAGAACUUGAAUCAUUAGAUCUCUCAUCAAACAAGCUCAGUGGAAGAAUUCCAACAGAGUUUACAAAUCUUGGAUUCCUAGAGGUGUUAAACCUUUCUCACAAUAAUCUCGUGGGACCCAUUCCUAAAGGAAGAUUCUUCCAAACAGGACGAUCAUGCGGUCAUUAUUUCCCCGUUAUUCGCAGCUUCAAUCGUAGUCAUAGCUUCAGGGAUCAAUUUUCUGCAUUCCGUGUCAUAGGAUGUGAUUUACGAAGAAGACCUGAUUUCAAUGCCAUGAUGGCCUCCUCCUUUGAUCCAAAUAUAACCUAUGUUUUCGUGAUUGGCAAGUUGACUGGUCUAGUUGCUAAUGCCAUCGAUGAAAAUCUUAGAGUUGAUAAUGGUCCCAUAAUGAGUGCAGAAACCAUUGCAGGAAGAAUUUGCCAAGUGCUUCAAAGAAAGUGGAAUAUCUGAACUUGUUCGUCGAUAUUAUCUACGUUGCUCCGAUUCUUCAUUUUUCAUGAAAUAUACAAGACCGAUAUAAUAUCGGAUAUGAAUAUCGAUAUGUUACUCUUUUAAGAGUCCUCCAAAUACUCAUAUUAGGCAUUUCUCAGUGCACACUUGCAUUCAAUAUUUUCACCCAAUCCAAAUAACAUGACACCGUGAAAUAAAUUUCAAGACAAUU